Zea mays is the source of this 825-nucleotide messenger RNA. Its product is annotated as DNA-binding WRKY. Lineage: Eukaryota; Viridiplantae; Streptophyta; Magnoliopsida; Poales; Poaceae. The record is from RefSeq and is marked validated. The transcript has a single exon. Bases 61 to 648 code for a protein of 195 amino acids.
GGAUCGAUCGGUCACGCUUCCUUUCCUUGCUCAGCUAGCUUGUGCUCCUAAAGCUUUGUCAUGGCGGCGUCCCGCUCGCCCAAGGCCGCGAGGGAGGCGGCCGCCGUGGACGCCAACACCACGUUCGUGCAGGCCGACCCCGCGACGUUCCGCGCGCUCGUGCAGAAGCUCACGGGCGCCGCGCCAGCAGCAGGCGGGACGACGACAGCGACAGCGCCGAAGCAGGAGGACGACGACGACGCGGCUGCGGUGACCGUCGCGCACGCGCCGAGGCGGCCGAAGCUGCAGGAGAGGCGGCGCGCGGCGCCGGCCAGGCUGGAGCUGUCGCCGGCGUCGUUGUACUGCUACCACCACCACCACGCCCACUCCCGCUACGGCCACGGGCUCAUCAUGCACUCGCCAGUGUCGCCCAUGGACGCCUACAUGGUGCUGGCGGCCUCCGCGUCGCCGUCGCCGUCGCCGUCGCCGUCGAGCGGCGGCGCGGUGGUGACGAUAAGCAGGGAGGAGGAGGAGCGGGAGGAGAAGGCCAUCGCCUCCAAGGGCUUCUACCUGCACGCGUCGCCAAGGGGUGGUGACGGCGACCGGCCCAGGCUGCUGCCGCUGUUCCCCGUCCAAUCACCCAGGAUCAGUGAACUCCGGCGAGGCUAGCAAGCUAGUCAUGUGUGGCUAAUUCACCGUUAGUGACAUAUAUAUAUGCAUGUACCGCCUAUAUAUAUAUUUGCGCUAGAACUUGAUGGUGUUAAAAUUUCAUGGUUGCAACGUACGUACUACGCCUUGUUAGUUUUUGUAGCCGGUAAAUCUCUAGCUAAUUAAUCCUCUGCCACA